This is a messenger RNA of Ruditapes philippinarum (Manila clam), 3386 nucleotides long. RefSeq lists its product as uncharacterized. The record is from RefSeq and is a predicted model, not a curated record. The transcript is spliced from 8 exons. Lineage: Eukaryota; Metazoa; Mollusca; Bivalvia; Venerida; Veneridae. Bases 46 to 1776 code for a protein of 576 amino acids.
AAUUAUCUACAUUUGGUGAAGUAUGGAGCAGAUACAGCCUACCUGAUGAGUUAUAUUCCCAUAGACAGAGACCUGGAUUGUAUGAUUGUAGAACUUCUGAAAUGUUGCUUUCAACUUGUUGUCAAAUACAAUCGUGUUUUAUGGCAGAAACUGCAGUUUUUAGUAGAAAUGGAAUUAAAGGACUGCCUAGAUGAAUCCUGCUACACCCAUCUCAGUGAUUUUGUUGAUGGCAACAUCCGUGAUGUAACGACUGAAAACAUUGUCUUGAAAAAAUUGUGUAAUUUUGUUGAGGAAAGCUCCAAACAAGAGGCAUGGGAUGAAAUACAUGAAGAAAAGACAUUUUUUACAUCUAUCUUAGUAAAAGUACAACUGCUGAAGACACUGAAGAGUAAAAUUACAAAAAUAAGCAAAAUCAAAUACACAUUUGAUGAAACACAUGAUCUUCUGCCAAAGGAACCAAAAUCGAGGCUACAGUUAUUGUUAGAAAGGAGAAGAAAACCAGCAGAUGUUAGAAUUAAACAUGUGAAAUGGAGUAAAUUAAAACAAGAUAGUUAUGACACAGUAAAGAGUAAAGAAUGCCUUGAAAAACAUUCAAAAGAGCUUGGUCAGUUUGAAGAGAAUCUGACAUGUGUAUAUAAGAAAUUAAAGAGAUUGAUGGAAAGGCAGGGAGUGUCUCAGGCAAUAAAAGCAUCAGAGAUUUUGGCUCAAGCAGUUUUGCACCCACAUGUAAUUGUCUUGCCUGGUAAAGUUAAUGAGCCUGGAAUGUACACAUUUGACAAUUAUCUUAACCUAAAGAGAACAGAGGUGAUACUGGCCCAGUUUUAUGAGGCAGUAGGGAAAGAUCUGAUGUCUUUUCUGCUGACUACUUGUAUAAAAGACCAUAAGUUAAAUAGUGAAAAGCUUAAGCAUCCUGAUACAGUUCUCAAUGACAUCAUUAUAAAGGCAGAUACAAUGGCACAGCUACUAUAUCAUGACAUUGAGAGUGUGAUGCAUGACUGUGUUAAGAUGGAACAAUAUCUGAUUGGUCGCUCACAAUUAAGGGCAGCUGCUAAUUCAGCUGUCAACCGUUUAUUACAGACAUCAGUUCUACAGAAGUGGAGUGAUCUUGAUGUUACAAGCUGUACACCAUCUAAAGUGUUGAAGUCAAAUAAAAUGCAAGAUACAGCUAUAAGAAACCAGGAAAUACCUAAUCGUUGUAAGAACAGAACCUAUCUGGAUCACAAUAACAGCAGUCCUGAUGUAAUAAACUUAGAGGUUGAUGCUAGAAAAAUCACCCUGACAGAUAUCAUGGAAGAUCUGAAACCAUUGAAAGGAUAUUUGGAGUAUAUAAAACAUGGAGAGGUUUUGAGAAAGAUGGUGACACAGAUGGGUUAUAUUGACAGAGCGAAGAGCAAGCGGGACUAUCUACAUUCUGUGCAGAUUAACAAUAUCAUAGAUUCUUACUUUAUGACAGAUGAGGGGGAUGAUAGUGAAACAUUAACUAAGUCUGGACUAUAUCAGCUUGAAUAUGACUGUACUGGUGAAAACAGGAAACCACUUGGAUCAUGGGUGAAAGUGAUCACUGUCAGUUUGAUGAUGUUGUUGCAGAUAUUCAUUGUUGUGUACAUAACUAUUGUAGGAGGACAGUUUACUACAACAGAGUUACAGGAGUGGAUGUGCUAUUUCCUGCUGGCAGUCGGAGUAUUUGGUCUAGUUUUUGAACCAGUUAAAGCAUAUAUUGUGGGAUUAUAUGUAAGGAAGUUGAAUGAAAAAUUGUGGGCAGGUGCAAACAUUUGAUAAAAUGUUUGAAGGUUAUGUACAGUUUUUGUGUUUGUGCAUUGGAAUGAGAAAUCAUAAUCUCUGUUUAAUAUACUUCAUGAUAAUUUUGCUUGAUAAAAGAAAAUUUGGUGGACCUUAUACCAUUGACUUUAAUUUUUCGACUAGUGUUAUUAAGUCCUUCUAAAGUUGUUACAAUACACCCUGUUAAAGCUGCUGUCGAAUAAUUUAACGGAAGAGUUUCAGCAGUAGGGUAUGCAACAAAAUCUAAAUACUUUGACAACUUUGAUUGUUUAGAUUUGAUUACCAUCUUUUUAGCUCACCAGAACCGAAGGUUCAGGCAAAGCUGUUAGUAUCAAAGGGGGAUGCUCUGGCGUCCGUCAUCAUGCGUCAACAAUCGUCUUCUUCUCUAAAACUGCUGGGCAGAUUAAAUUCAAAUUUGGUCUGUAGCAUCCUUGUGACAGUCAAACUUGAAUUUGCUCAUGUCAUUUCAAUUUACCCCUUUUAGAAGUCAACAGAGCUAAAAAUAGAAAAACCUUUAAACAUCUUCUACUACAGAACUAAUUGAUGGAUGAUCACCAAACUUUGUCUGUAUUUUUCUUUGGUAGUCUUUAAUCAAGUUUGCUCAUAUUAAAGUGAUUGGCCCCUUUUAGGGGUCUCUAGGGCUAAAAAUAGAAAAACCUUUAAACAUCUUCUUCUACAGAACUAAUUGAUGGAUGAUCACCAAACUUUGUCUGUAGCAUUCUUGUGUAGUCUUUUAUCAAGUUUGCUCAUAUUAAUUUGAUUGGCCUCUUUUAGGGGCCGCUAAAGCUAAAAAUAGUAAUACCUUAAAACGUCUAUUUCUACAGAACUAAUGGAUGGAUGAUCACCAAACUUUGUCUGUAGCAUUUUUGGGUAGUCUUCUAUCAAGUUUGCUCAUAUUAAUUUGAUUGGCGCCUUUUAGGGGCUGCUUAAGCUUAAAAUAGAAAUACCUUUAAACGUCUAUUUCUAUAGAACUAAUUGAUGGAUGAUCACCAAACUUUGUAGCAUUCUUAGGUAGUCUUUUAUCAAGUUUGCUCAUAUUAAUUUGAUUGGCUCCGUUUAAGCUAAAGCUUAAAUGCCACAGGCCAUGGCAUUUCUUCAAAUUAUUGUUUAAACAUAUUCUAUGCUUAAAUUUAAUAUUAGAAAAUAUUGACAAUGGAUAAUUUCCAACACUGAAAAGCAAUUGUUUCUGGUGAGCGUCUCAGGGCCAUUAUGGCCAUCUUGUUAUUUCUUCUGUUAGAUGACAAAAGAAUUUAAAUCUAUAUCCAUUUCAUGAUAUCAAAUUCCUAUAUAAAUGUUUGAAAGGCUAUGAUUUUGUUCUAGUAUCUCGUGAGAGUAACCAUUUAAGUAUACAUUGUCAUAUACUGUAUGUAAUGAAAUAGUUUAACCACUAUGAUUAAAGGCAUUAUAAAAUACAGCCUGGAGUUUAUAUCAGCUUCAAAUGAAAUAUAAGAUAAGAUUUAAGUAGGAGCAAUUAUAUUUAUUAUGCAAAGUAGGCAUUUACAGUACUACAUAUUAACAUUAUUUUUUGUCUGAAUAGAAAGGUAAUUGUUACAUGAAAUUUGUUGUCACACUUUGUUUUAUACUGGAUUAAAAAAAAAUGUUGUUAA